AUGUUUCUGUCUGUUGCGCCACCCCCAGGUUUGCUGAUAGCGGCGCCACACCGAUGCGGCAAAGUCAGGCGGAGAGGCAAAAAGCCUUCACCGUCAAAAUUGGAGCGGGAUGCCCGCAGGCAGCGCCAAUGGCGGGCGUUGCUUGGGGUGACUGCGGCCACUGUGGCUACAGGUCUUGCAAGCGCCGUUGACGUGCUGCUCCUCGGCAACUGCGGUCUUCUGUCGACUUUUUCUGUGGAUUGGAGCCAGCCAGCCGCUGGGCGCAUGCGGGACAUUUUCCCGCUGCCGGAAAUCCAAACUUGGCCGUCGACCGUGGAGUUCAUCUCGGACAUGCAGCCUGCAGCUUUGAAAGUGGCAAAUCUGUGCAUCGUGGGGCUCAAUGCCAUGUGGGCUGAUUUCAAGUCGCAUAAAUUAACGGCAGCUUGGCGAAGGGCCCCAACGAUAUGUCAACUUGAAGCUCAGAAGCAUGUGGCAGCGAAAACUGCUCGCAUGUUGACCCGCUUGCAAGCAGUAGCAGGCGACAACUGGGUUUGGCGAGGCGCGUUUCAGCACUUUGAGUCGGCAUGUUCCUCACAGUAUGAGCCUUUGAGAGGAGAUGCUGUUGACUUGCCGUUGCAGGCUGCCACGUGCGACCCUUUGCAGCAUAUUCCAAAGGACCUGGUUAGUGCCAUCAGCGAUUCUUCAGCGAUUUUUCCAGAACCUUUGCCACCGGUUCAGCCACUCGUGCCGGCGAAUGAGCAUGACUACAAGCAGUACCUCAUCCUCGUGGCCAGGGAGCUUGGAUGUGGGAAGCUUAGGCUACGCCGGCAUGUACGUGGGUUGGCCUCAGUUUUUGCUGCGGCUAAAGCCACGGAAGGCAGACAACGCAAGAUCUGGAAUGGUGCACAGCUCUCGGCGCUGGCAGCCAGACCGCCGCCGCCGCACAGGCUUGCAAACCCUUCAUCGCUGCUGGAUAUACAUGCUGAGACAGGGAAGCCGCUCUACUACUCCAAGCGUGACGCAGAAACUUUCUUCGACACGCUCAGGCUUCCGUCCGACCUGCAAGACUUCUUCGCACAGCCGCCGCUGUUGGUAAACGACCUGCUCAGAGAGACGGGCUUGGACCUUGCUGCGUUGAGUGGGCUCACGGACGACGCAGCAGGUGUUCAGUUAACUGACAGCGAGUUCGUUUUCCCGGUGCAUGUGGUCUGGCCAAUGGGUUUCAGUUGGUCCUCAGCAAUCGCGCAAGGAACUACUUUAGCGUGCGUUGCAGCUGCAGGCGUUCGAGAGGAAAGUGUAUUGUCCGUCAAUCACAGGCCUCCGAGCGACCAGUCCGAGUUGUGCUUGGUGGCUACAGACGACACCGUUUUCGUUCAUCAGACUCUUGAUCGAGGGACAUCCACUUUGCAGCGUUUCGAUGGUGCACUCGCUGCUGCAGGCAUUCCGCGAAAGAAGAGCAAGGAUAUAACCUUGGUUGAGCAGAUCACUGUAUUGGGGUGUGAUGUCAGCAGCCGCCCUCAUAUGGCAGAACCUUCACAAACCAAACUUCUGAGGUGCCUCGCUUGUUGCUUAGAUCUGCUACGGACGAAGUCGGCCUCUCCAGGGGCAGUCAAUGGUUUGUUGGGUUUGCUGCAGUGGUUCAGCCUCCUGCAGAGGCCGAUGUUCGGAGUCUUUGACCAGAUAUACGAGUUCGUUCGGCGAGAGCCCAACGUCAGACAGCCUGUCCCGUGCAACGUGCUGCGUGAGAUAGCGGUGGCCACGAGCUUGUUACCUCUCCUGUCCGUCAGUUUGGACAGGGGCUUUCACGAACAACUUCUGGCGUGCGAUGCUGCUCCUGAGUUUGGCUUUGGCGUGUCGGCGGUCAGCAGCAGCAAGCAAGAGCUUCAAGAGCUAAGCCGCUUGGCGGAGCGCCGGGGAGACUACGUGCGGCUGCAUGGCUGUGAACAGUCCUCGGGACCUUGUCGCUUAGGUUUUCCCCAUCGCUUGCGCUACCAGAAGUCUGAUUUUCGAACCGUCAUAUCCAGCAGAGCACGCUGGGCAGCGCACUCCGGAAUCUUAGAGGGGCACGCUCUCCUGCUGACCAUCAAGCGGUUGUGCCGCAGCCGUGCGAAGCACCAUAAGAAAGUGGUCGUGCUCGUGGACGCGAAAGCUGUCUUGGGUGCCGCGGCGAAGGGGCGAACCUCGGCGCCAGGGUUCCGUGGUGUCAUCAGGUCAAUCGGUGCACAUGUGCUGUCUUGCGACCUCCUUCUAAGGCUGAUUUACAUUCCGUCAGAAAGCAAUCCGGCAGAUGAGCCAUCGAGGGGGUGCAAGUUUUCCCAGCCUAACAACUCGCGCCGCUAA
Messenger RNA from Symbiodinium natans, 2319 nucleotides. NCBI's taxonomy places the organism in Eukaryota, Dinophyceae, Suessiales, Symbiodiniaceae. The record is from the annotation of a GenBank genome assembly.